Penicillium crustosum is the source of this 708-nucleotide messenger RNA. RefSeq lists its product as uncharacterized. The transcript is spliced from 3 exons. The record is from RefSeq and is a predicted model, not a curated record. The annotation marks the transcript as partial. Lineage: Eukaryota; Fungi; Ascomycota; Eurotiomycetes; Eurotiales; Aspergillaceae.
CGCAGCCCUCUCCAAGUCACCCAACCACUCAUUGGGGGGGGGAAUGAUUUUGAAUGCGUCAUCAAAACCUUGAGCCAGGGAGUCAGAAAUAGUAGGCCCAGGGUGAUCCCCUAUUCCAAUCGCGUUAUUCUUGGUCUACGAUGGAGCAAUGAUGACCUGGACUUGGCCAAACCUCAAGCUGCACUUCUGGAGAUAUUUCGGACAAAAUAUGGAUUCGAGAUAGGCAAUUUGCUUAUACCCUCAACCCCUGGGAACGAGGCAUUGGAAGCGAUAAACGAAAUUUUUUUUAAACUCUGCGAGGAAUAUAAAUUAGACACCCCCCUAUGGCUAUCCCGCCUUCGCACGAAGGCUGAUAUUCUCGUUCCAAUCGAUACCUCCUACUCUGGAAGCUUUUUAGAGCCAUGUCACAGCCUACAAAUGAGAUUGCAGUACAAUAAACGUUUCGCUGAGUACCUGUUCUCAACAGGCAACGAGAUUGCUGAUCAGAACGGUCCCACUUACGAUGGAUCUCUCUGUACCCAGGCGAAUGACCCAAGUACUAAGCUGCGUUAUACUCCUGAAUGUAUAGACUGUCGAAAAACAACUAUCACCCUCCAACAUCGAGCUAAUUACGAGUGGGGGAGACAAAGACCGACAGGCAAGGCACAAAUACCUACGGGUCGUGUCCUUAUUUCCGUAUCUAUUCUUGGCAAGACAGUUCGCCGUUAG